UCUUUGUGGAUAUCAAUAUGAUAAUAAGAGGAGAUUAGACGCCGGGAGAAUCGGAAAUCCUCACACGCCUGCCCGAGAUCUCUUUGGUCAUAAUUUGUAUUGCUUGGUCCUUGUCAGUCAUCAGACUGUCAGCAGCAUUUUGUAAUCGAAGAAAAAAAAAACACACCAACAUGACUAUAAGAAACGUGCGGGAUCAUGGCCAGCGUUACAGACCGCGGAUGGCUUGUCUGAAAAAGAUGGAGGCUGUGGUGUUGGAAAUGCAGGACCCUAAGACUGGAGUAAAGUCUCAGACCCAGAGACUUGUCAUCACCACCAUCCCUCAUGCCAUCACAGGAGAAGAUAUUGUUGAAUGGAUUUCUAAUUGUUUCAAAAUCAAUACUACUGAGGCACAGGCCUUGGGCACCAUGAUGGUGGCAUUUGGAUACAUUUACCCACUGCAGGACCACAAGAAACUUAUCAUCAAACCAGAUGCCUCUCUCUAUCGUUUUCAGACACCAUAUUUCUGGCCUGCACAGCAGUGGCCAGUGGAGGAUACUGAUUAUGCAAUAUACCUGGCAAAGAGAAAUAUACGUAAAAAGGGAAUGUUAGAGCUGCAUGAACAGGAGCAGUACAGUCAUCUAUAUAAAUGGAUGAAUCACAAGUGGGACUUUAUAGUGAUGCAGGCAAAAGAGCAGUACAGGGCAGGGAAAGAGAGAAAAAAACCAGAUCGGGUGGUUUUUGACUGCCAAGAGCGAGCCUACUGGGUAGUACACAGACCACCACCAGGAACAGUUAGUGGGAUGGACUAUGGACUGGAACGACUUGUAGAUCCCAAUCAGGAGGAGAAAAAAACAUCUGACUUCUACAGAAGAACUAUCAUCUUCACUCAACAGUGCAUCAUGAGGCCAAGAGUGAAGUCCUCUGUGUCUAUUGGGGCCAUUGUCAAGUACACAACAACUUACAAACAACAUGACCCCUUCCUUUAUCCAUGCCUUCCAAGCAGCCCAUGGUUAACAGAUGAUGUCACUUACUGGGACCUUAACAUGCCAAAUGUUGAAAAUCCUACAAAAAUGAGAGUGGAGCGCUGGACUUUUAGCUUUGGUGAACUGCUUUGUGAUCCACGUGGACGAGCAGAUUUUCGCCUUUUUCUGAAAAAGGAGUUCAGUGGAGAGAAUCUUGCAUUCUGGGAGGCAUGUGAAGAUCUGAAAUGGGGGGCUGCAGCUACAAUGCAAGAGAAAGCCCAGCAGAUCUACAAGACGUUCCUAGCUCGUGGAGCACCUCGUUGGAUAAACAUUGAUGGAAAGACGAUGGAAAUCACUGUGAGGGGUCUGUCUCACCCACAUCGCUAUGUCCUGGAUGCUGCCCAGACUCACAUCUACAUGCUCAUGAAGAAGGAUUCUUAUGGGCGAUAUCUUAAAUCCUCUGUAUUUAAAGACACCCAGAAAAAGGCUGUUGCUCCUGAGCCACACAAAUUCAGUGAUGCACAGCUGGAGCAGAAUGCCAAGAAGCGAAGGCCCAGCCUGAGUCCCAUCAUCCUGAGACAGCAGGAGGAGGCGCAAAAAGCCAAGCUGGCUGCGAGCGGCCCUGUGGACAUCACACAGCUGUGUCGGUACACAGCGCCUGUGCCACACUUGGCUGUGUACACAGGCAUGUGUGAGUCCCAGUCCACUGCCUCCCCGGGACUAAUGACCCUGCCCAACAGUGCAGUGUGUCCUUCCCCAAUAAGCGUGGCCAUUGACAGCACCCCAGCCUCCGAGAGAAGAUUUGACUGUGGGGUGCCUGUUUCAUCUCAUAUCCCAUCUAUCACUGAAAGCUCGGAGGUCUCCGUUUCAGAGGAUAGUCAGCCUAUUGCAUCCAAGUCCCGUGUAGCCCUAUCACUCAGCAGAAUCCUUCGGCGAGGAUGUAAUGCGCCGUCCAUGUUUGCUAGUCUCUCACCAAAAUGUGCUGUUACAGCAGGGGGAGGAAGAGUACAACCACUUGAAGUAGUGGAGCAACUUGCACAGCCCCAGCCCAAGAGGAUUGCAAAUUUUUUUCAGAUCAAAGUCGACAUCCCACCUGAAUGCCGCAUCUACCCUAUUGACUCAGAAGAUGAAGAAGAGGAGAGCCAUGGUGCUGCACAUGGGGGAGUCAAGGAAAUCAUAUGCCCUUGGGAAACUGUCACCAAACAUGAUGGCGCAGGGUAGAGAGCUACUGUACGUACUACACAGAGGAAAUGACAGACAUGCAGAAAGAUACAUAUAUGUAAUAAAGUGAUCAUGGUUCCCACCUAGGCAUGCUCUGGAAGAAGAUGUUUGAAGUAACAACAUGUCAAACAUGUCUGUAUUUCUGAUAGCUUUUAGGUAGUGCCUACAUGUUCUAGUAGCUGGUAAAAAAGUACUUAUAUAGUAUCAUGGUAGUGGGAUUUUAUAUUUGUAUCUGCUUGUUCUGUUUGUGGGUAUGACAAGUUGAGGCCUUAUUUUAGCUGAGCUUUCUUUUAGCAAAAUCGUCACUAAGCUGUUUAGUAAUGCAAAGGUUUUGUACUUGUUUAUUAUUUUGUAUUUAUCAAAAAUGCAUUGACAUACACUGUUUAAAGAAAUCAUCAAUAUUUUCAUAGUUUUCCUUAGUAUCUCCAGCAAGACAGCACACGGGAAAUGUACUGUCUGAAUGUAUUACCUUU
Messenger RNA from Silurus meridionalis, 2635 nucleotides. RefSeq names its product regulator of G protein signaling 9b (gene rgs9b). Bases 171 to 2162 code for a protein of 663 amino acids. The record is from RefSeq and is a predicted model, not a curated record. Gene Ontology annotation, biological process: intracellular signal transduction; regulation of G protein-coupled receptor signaling pathway; G protein-coupled receptor signaling pathway. Lineage: Eukaryota; Metazoa; Chordata; Actinopteri; Siluriformes; Siluridae. The transcript is spliced from 19 exons.